GCCAAAAAAGUGGUUACACGAACUCCAAUUUCUAAAUAUUUAUCUUGGGAGGGGGUUUCUUUUUCUUUUUUAAUUCGUUACUUAGCAUAGAGGAUUUGGUGUUGGGAGAUACAUUUCCUCAAUCUGCAAGGAAAGCAUUAAAGCAUUGAUCUUUUUGAAUUUAAAAAAGUUUUACUUGUUAUAUGGUCCUCUUUUUUCUCACUCACAUUUUUUUGUCUAUAUAAAUGACUUAAACAUGGGAUGGUGCAAUCUUAAGAUAGAGGGCUUGUUUGACACGGUUCAUUCAAAGAGUUAAGGAUUUUGAGCUUCUAGAGGGGUUUGAAUCCAAAUUCUAAGAAAUGGGUCUUGUUCUUUGGAAGGUAUAAGAUGGAGUUAAUGUGAUGAGAGAGGGGUUUUUGAAGGGCUUUUCUCACUUAAACCAUCUUUUUUAAAAAAAAAUUUGAAAAAUACUUAGCACCAAUUCUAAGGGGCUUUAAGAAGGUUUAAUGAGAUUUAAAGAUUAUGUUUUUGGUAUGAGAAUUGCUGGGGAUAUAGAAAGAGAGAAGGGAGUUUUGGACGAUUGAUUUGGAGUUGGAGAUACCUCAAUGGUUAUUGAGAUGGGAGCGAGGAAACUGAAUCAGCAAUUGGUGCUUUUUUGCUUGUUUCUAACUAUCUUUGGCUGUGCUUUUAAAGAAGUUAAAGCUCACACUACUACUCUGCAUCUCAGGAAAUUUUCUCAUACUCCACCAGACCGGAUAUCGGAGGAAGUCGAAAACAGUUCGGCCUCGGGGAGUGUUUUAUCUGCCAGAACGGAAAGAAUUGAUCCUUUGGACAAUUUCAGGAAAUACAACGGAGGAUAUAACAUUACAGACAAGCAUUAUUGGAGUUCUACAAUAUUUACGGGCAAAUAUGGAUACAUUAUUGCAGCGCUAUGGCUUGUAGGCGGUGUAGUUUUUGCUGGAUUUCGACUUGUUGUGGCAUUGUGCGUCACCGUUAAGGAAAGAAGAGAAAGGAAGAGAUUAUCUUGCUUUGCACAAUGCGACUUUUGGCUCACUACCGUGUCAAUUUUCCUUACAUUCUUAGUCAUAGUUGCAUCGACAGUCGCACUUGUGGGUAGCUCUAGGUUUCAUUCAAGGGCUGAAUCAAUUAAAAAGACCAUUGUGGAAACUGCGGAAGAGGCGUCAGAUACGAUAUAUAACGCAACGGAAACUUUAACCACCAUGCAAAAUCUAACAUGGCCUAAUAGUGGUUCUGAAAGAUCCUACAAUUUGAAUUCGACAGUAGGAAGUCUCAAUGAGGAAGCCGCCAAUAUACAGCAGAAGGCAGAAAGAAGCAUGCAUCUGGUCAAUAAAGGCAUCCAAAUAUUGGAAGUGGUGACCGCUGUAACCGUCGCGCUUAACUUGAUUGCUCUACUUGCUUUGAUUGCUGCAAGGCCUCUAAGGCUACACCGGGCAUUUUUCUCACUUACUGUUGUUUGCUGGUUGCUGACAUUCCUGUUCUGGGUAUACUUCGGUCUGUAUUUCUUCUUAGAUAAGUUUUCUGGUGAUACUUGUGCGGCUCUUGAUGAAUAUCGGUUAAAUCCACAGAACAGUACUCUAUCCUCCAUCCUCCCCUGCAAUGAGAAGCUUUCAGACGAUACAAUCCUACACGAUGCGGGAGCAGAAAUACAUGAUAUAAUUGACAAGGUAAAUGAGAACAUAUCACAAGCAAAAUCCGCAUACCUUCCAGGUUUGCAAUAUGUAUGCAAUCCUUUCUCGGGGCCACCUGAAUACCAUUAUCAGCCAGAAAAUUGUUCUUCCGACACGAUCAAGAUAGGCGACAUCCCCCAGAUUUUGAAGAGGUAUGCCUGCUUAGAUAGCACUGCAGGAAGCUGUACUCAAGGAGAGACUAUAUCGGCUAGCGACUACAACACGAUUCUAAUCUACACGACUUCUGUUCAGAACAUACUCGACGUUUUCCCCGCGAUGGAAAGAUUGGUAGACUGCCAACUAGUAGAAGAUGCAUUUUCUGAAAUACUCGCUGAUCAGUGCAUGCCGCUGAAGAAGUACGCGCACAUGACGUGGGCUGCAUUGGCGACUUUAUCGACGUUAAUGGUCGUAAUCGUCGUUAUGUCAACAGCAGGAGCACUUCACGGAAUCAAAAGCCAUUUUUCUGAUCGAUCUGUGAAACCAAAUUCGGAAUCUGCAGAAGCAUCAGAGGCUGAGACAAUUGAAACGCAUUCGACGGCGAAGUUGAGAUUCGAGGUGAACCGUGCAGAGGAAGUCCCUUAAGAUCAACAUACAGAAUAUAAGAACAAAUGAAAAAUUCAUUGUUUUUUUUAAAAAAAUAUUGCUGAGAUAUAGAGGUGAAUGAUAAAGGUAGGGGAUAGAGACCGGGAUCCGAAGGAUCUCGUCCAUCCCUGUCAUUUUUUUUUUAAAAAAAAUUUCUUUUGUAAUAGUGCAGUUAAUUCGGAAUACAUGUAUGAUACAGUGGUUUAUUUUCUA
Molecule: messenger RNA, 2462 nt
Organism: Ananas comosus (pineapple)
Lineage: Eukaryota; Viridiplantae; Streptophyta; Magnoliopsida; Poales; Bromeliaceae
Exons: 11
Coding region: 585-2249 (554 amino acids)
Cellular component (GO): membrane
Source: RefSeq, a predicted model, not a curated record